Sclerotinia trifoliorum is the source of this 1279-nucleotide messenger RNA. The record is from the annotation of a GenBank genome assembly. Lineage: Eukaryota; Fungi; Ascomycota; Leotiomycetes; Helotiales; Sclerotiniaceae.
UUUAAGUCAAUUGCCUCAGCACAUCCCGCCUCUCAUUCAAAUUACUUUUUUUUUUGGCAAACAUAAUAUCAUAAUGCGCUUUUGUUCUUCGUAGAGUACAUCAAUCCGAUAAUCCACAAUGGCAACCACUAUCCACGAAACACCAGAGUGGGAGACUCCAACACCGAAACAAUCUUUCCUCAGCAAACAUAAUCCCUUCUCAAAACCGAAAUCGAUACUUCCGACCACGAAAGAGGGAUCUUCGGAUUCAUUCGGUAAUGCGGUUGCGACAGGAACCUCUGGAAAGCCUACAUUCACUGAGAGAUUCAACCGUGUGUUGCCUGGAAAUCGCACAUACUUUGGAAGGAGUCGCAAAGUAUUCUUGUUGAUUGUAGGAGGAAUAAUCACAUUAUUACUCGCGUUGAUUCUUGGAUUGGGACUUGGUCUUGGGCUGAAGCACUCAUCGUAUGUGAAUUUAACAAUUUAAUAUUGAUCAAUUGCUCAUCAUUCUUCAAUUCUGCGAGUGUAUGAAUUCGACUUGCGCAACAAAUCAAUUUGUGCUACUUCCACUGUACAAUUGGUCGAAAUCAAGUACUAAUCUGCAAAUAAAGGUCGAAAGCACUCCCUCUUCCUUCAAAUGGUGGAAUAUUCACAGGAGAUCUCACAUAUUACGCACCAGGUCUCGGCGCAUGUGGGAUUACAUCCUCGUCUACUGAAUCCAUUUGCGCCGUAUCCCACAUCAUCUUUGAUGCCGCUUCAACCAGUUCAAACCCCAAUUCCAAUCCUCUCUGCGGAAGAAAGAUCAGGAUAACUCGACAGAAAGAUUCGGGCGCAGGGAAUAAUACAGUCGAUGUAACGGUUGUAGAUAGAUGUGUUGGAUGCAAAGCCGAAGAUUUGGAUUUAAGCAUAACGAUUUUCGAAAAAUUGGCGCUGGAAGCAGAGGGUAGAGUUACUGGAAGCUGGGCCUGGUUACAGUGAGCUGCAAUACAGGACAGGACAACUUUUAAGCGGUGGCAUUUAAUAUUAAGAUACCCCGGGACUUUUUCUUCUUUUGGGCAGGGCUUGGUAUAUGAUCCAGCAUGGAUUGUGGUUUAAUUAAUUUGGCAAGGGAGAUACCCUUGGGUUUUGGUAUGAUUUGGAUCAGACUUUUUUGAUCAGAUAAACGGUUACAUAAUGAUGUGAAUGUUCGAUUUUCUCAAUAUUUCAAGUCCUGUUGGAAUCACUCGAAUAUGAAGCAAUAGUUUUGCCAGCCUCUGAUUAAGAGGGAAUUCAGUUAUUCACCCUCGUAUCUGUGUUGUCG